GCUCGGGGGCAGGAGGAGGCCCCAUCCCACCUCCCGGCGUGCCGGGGCAGGGCGGCGCGGGCGGGAGCGCCAUGGCCGAGCGGCUGUCGGAGGAGAAGAUCUCGGAAUUCAAAGAAGCCUUCUCCCUCUUCGACCGGGAUGGGGACGGGUGCAUCACCACCAAGGAGCUGGGCACCGUCAUGCGCUCCUUGGGGCAGAACCCCACCGAGGCCGAGCUGCAGGACAUGGUGGGGGAGGUGGACGCCGACGGCAGCGGCACCGUUGACUUCCCGGAGUUCCUGUCGCUGAUGGCGAGGAAGAUGAGGGAGACGGACAGCGAGGAGGAGAUCCGGGAGGCCUUCAGGGUCUUCGACAAGGACGGCAACGGCUACAUCAGCGCGGCGGAGCUGAGGCACGUCAUGACCAACCUGGGGGAGAAGCUGACGGACGAGGAGGUGGACGAGAUGAUCAGGGAGGCCGACGGCAACAACGACGGGCAGGUCAACUACGAGGAGUUUGUCAGGAUGAUGACGGAGAAGUGAGGUGGGUGUGGGGGGGUUGGGGGGUGUCCCCUCCCCAACCAAACCGCCUCCGACAGCCUCAGGGA
Molecule: messenger RNA, 586 nt
Organism: Apus apus (common swift)
Lineage: Eukaryota; Metazoa; Chordata; Aves; Apodiformes; Apodidae
Product: calmodulin, striated muscle
Exons: 1
Coding region: 72-521 (149 amino acids)
Biological process (GO): regulation of ryanodine-sensitive calcium-release channel activity
Molecular function (GO): calcium ion binding
Source: RefSeq, a predicted model, not a curated record